Zasmidium cellare ATCC 36951 is the source of this 501-nucleotide messenger RNA. RefSeq lists its product as uncharacterized. The transcript has 2 exons. Bases 1 to 501 code for a protein of 166 amino acids. NCBI's taxonomy places the organism in Eukaryota, Fungi, Ascomycota, Dothideomycetes, Mycosphaerellales, Mycosphaerellaceae. The record is from RefSeq and is a predicted model, not a curated record.
AUGGCACAAUCGAUCCUGCCAUGUUCAUCGUCAGUAAAAACAACAUCUUACCUCGAGGUCUUUCAUCAUGAACCCCGCCGAGGGUUGCCGACGUGUGCGGAAAUCUUCCUUGCUCGUCCAUGGAUGGUGGAUCUUGUGCCGCUCUUUUCUGCACAUCCUUUUGCCUGCAACCCCUCCACCUCGCUGGGAGUGCGGUGUGCGGUGGGGGGCGGUGGAUCAAUGAUGAGAUGCACAGGCGGCGCAUGUACCGACCAGUUUUUCGGCGCUCACCAGGUUAGCAACGGUCGCCGGGCGUUGGCACUGGAUGGGACCUGCACUGUUAGGCUCGAUUGCUGCAGCCUCGCGCGUGUCGACGGGGAUCGGACCACUGGUGGUAGCAGGGAGGCCAGCAGCUCAUUUCGACUUGACCGGCAGGAAAGCCGUCUGAUUGUCGUCAAAUCCGACGGCGAGGCGAAUCGAAGCUUGCCAGGGAAUCGAACAACCCUGAGAGCUAGGGAGUGA